AUGUCGCACUCAGGAAGACCUUCCCCUAUCCAGCCGCCAUUCAUAGACAACAGAACGCAAAACAUGGCACAGACAGAGCGAGCUCUGUCAUAUCCUUCGCCGACAUUCGCUGGAGGGCCAGAUCAAACGCCCGGUCCACAGCUACCGUCAAUUCACUCGAUACCGCACCUCGCGUCUGGGUUCGUCGAUGGCAGGCGCAACGUGCAACUUCCACCGAUGCAGGUCCCUCACACCGACACCGCUUCGCCCUCGAGGACGACUGCGACACGUUCGAUACCUGUAUCUCAGCUGCUUUCGACCAAUCCACCUUCACCUCCACGUCAGCAGGCGCGCGUGCCAGCGCAGCAAACUUCAUAUGGCGCACCCCCGAGUAGUCACGGUGUUCCGCCCAUGGAAUACCGAAGUCAGCCGCCGUCGUACCCGCAAGCGCCACAGCACUGUCUUGACCAAGCGCCGAUGGCAUUCCGUCAACCACCACAAGGCUAUCAAACAGAGCAGUUCCCUCGAGCGCAGUACCCGCAUCCUCAAGUGCCCGUUCAUCCCGACCAAAGCACACCUCGGCACUACAGCCCAGCCAUCAGUGGCUACUCGUCUCCAAGCUACACGCAUUCUGAAGCCUCACCGCGAUCGUCUCUUGGUCCAUCGAAUCACCCAGCUUUAGCGCAGAAGCCUCGUGUGAGCCAAGUGCCACCCUUGAACUACAAUCUCGGCAUUCGACAGCAGCCCAUUGCUGCGCGUGCGUGCGGUUUUGGCGAGCGCGAUCGUCGAGUCGUGGACCCUCCUCCAAUCAUUGAGCUGAAGAUCACCGAUCGCUCUGGCAUGCCCGAGCAGGAUCCAACUGCCAUGCUUGCGCUGAACUGUACUCUGUUGAGUCCAGACGGUCAUGAUGACGAGACUGAGCUACCGCCAGCUCAUCCAGACAUGCCUUCGACCCGGCGCUUGAUGGGUACGCUGGUCGCGUCGUCCUACCAAGCCAAGGACGAGAAUGGCAUUGCAGGGACUUUCUUCGUCUUUCCUGAUCUCAGCUGUCGGUCUCCUGGCAAGUAUCGGCUCAAGUUCAAGCUCCUUCGUGUCGAUCCAAUGAACACGACUCUAGGUGCAGUCCACGUAGCGAGUAUCGUGACCGACAUCUUCAGCGUCUACACAGCGAAAGACUUUCCAGGAAUGCGGGCCAGCAGUGGUCUGCUCAAGGCUCUGCGAAGACAGGGUCUCAAUGUCGGCAUCAAGAAGGGUUCUGAAGCGCGCAAAGGCAAAGGCAAGGCGAAGAAAGAAGCAUCGAGCUCGGGAGGAUCGUCGUCAGAAGGUGAAGAUGAGAGCGAUGAUGGCAGCGAACCGAGAGACCAUACAAGCUCCAGCGGCGUCAGUCCCAAGACCAAGGCGCGGAAAAAGGGCAAGAGGAGAAAGCAAAACGCGUGA
Messenger RNA from Zasmidium cellare ATCC 36951, 1416 nucleotides. RefSeq lists its product as uncharacterized. The coding region runs from base 1 to 1416 and encodes 471 amino acids. Lineage: Eukaryota; Fungi; Ascomycota; Dothideomycetes; Mycosphaerellales; Mycosphaerellaceae. The transcript has a single exon. The record is from RefSeq and is a predicted model, not a curated record.